This is a messenger RNA of Penicillium verhagenii, 2538 nucleotides long. RefSeq lists its product as uncharacterized. The coding region runs from base 1 to 2538 and encodes 845 amino acids. The record is from RefSeq and is a predicted model, not a curated record. The transcript has 2 exons. NCBI's taxonomy places the organism in Eukaryota, Fungi, Ascomycota, Eurotiomycetes, Eurotiales, Aspergillaceae.
AUGUCGGCCGAUCCGCCCCGCAGACGGCGAUCCUCUUUUACAGAACAAUUCCAGCGCGUCUUUCACGGUGAUCGCGUUGAUCGCACUGACAAACAACGCCAAAGUUUAGGACCAGACACUCUGCAACCCCGUGUUUCAGCUCAAGUUCAACCAAGCAAUGAAUAUGCCGAUUCCAAGUCUACGGCAACCGUUGUACCAUCCGUGCCUGAGGAUACGGACUUUAGCUCUUUCAACUUCUCGUCGGACUCUCAUAUACCUUCAGCCAGCACUACAGGCUCCAGCGCAUCCGUCCGCGCAAUCCCCAGAUACGAGAAUGCUACACCGCAAAUGACAGCGGGGGAAAAGCACACGACAGAGCGGGGCAGGGUUGUAUCGGAGCCAACAGGAAAGAAGGACCUGUCUCGAAAAGAAAGGCGAGCGACCAAACGAUUAGAGGCAGAGAGAAAAGAGGCAGAGAAGCGUAUGCUUAAACUGGAACAAUCACAGGCUCAGGCAGACGACCGUACCGGCCGCCGUCUACGUAGGAGGGAAUCAAAGGGGAACUCGGAGCGAUCAUCCAGUGCUGGCAGCCUGCGCCUGAGGUCGUCGUCUAUCAAGGCAUUUUUCACAGGCUCCCGUCAAAGCUCUCGAUCGCGCGCUGGCUCUGAAAGCGACAAUGAAUCUGUUCGUGGCUCCGCUGAUGUCAACCCAGCAGCACCUAUUCCACCUUCUAUACCGUUGGCGCUGGAAGAGCGCUUCGGAGCUAAUGUAUCCCGAGAGCUGGCUACUCGACAUGGAACAACAUUAGUCCCUGCAAGCCAGCUCUCGUCAAGCCAACUGCCUUCUCAGCCGCCUCAAUCAACACAGCGCCUACACCAUACCCCGGUUAAAUCCGACGAUCUUCGAGAAAACUGGAAAACUGCCGAGGAAUGGCAAAAGACACAGGGAGGUCGCGAGUCUGGCGGAGCUUUGGCUCAGCCUGAACACAUGGCCGAAGGACGGUCUCAGUCGCCUCGGGUAUCAUUGUACGGUACGGACCUCGAUCAAGAUCUGUUCACUGCAACUUCAAAGCAUGGAAGGAAGACCUCAAGUAACAUCAAUACUGGUUCUCCAAAAGACUCCCCAGAUACACAAAUCACAACCGUGCAACAGUUGCGUGAAAUAUCUCGUGCGGCUUCAGAGGGCAAACCCCCUUCAUAUAGCGCAACCGGUAUCCAGCCGCCCAUAUUUGCCGAUGUCUCAAAUAAUCCCAUGAGGCACCGCUUGGAGUCAACUCCGCAAGCCCAUCCAAGGGUGUAUAAAUCCUCACCUCUGGCCAUGAACCCCAAUAGCCCAGAUAGCCCGACUCGUUCAUCGAAUACGGAUCCUACGCUUUGUAAAGAUAACUUGGAUUUGCCAAAGCCAUUGCGAGUCUCAAAGAUUCCUCAGCUUGAGGAGCCUCAGGGGCGCACUCGACAAUCAAUCCCAGCCUCUGAGCAGGUUCUAAGUCGCCUCAAAGCGACAAACCCCAGUGGCACACAAGAGUCGGCAAAUGGAGCACUGGCAUCGUCUGGGAAGGAAAAUCGACAAGAUACUGGUCGUCAGGAGCGUCAGAUAUCCGAUGAUUCCAGACAACCUCAUGCAAUACCUCCUCCCAAGCACCCAGGCCGAUUAAGCCUUGAUGAGCACAUUCCCAAGCGGGCGAGCAAUCAGAUUUCAGCAGGGAAACCCGCCCUAACAGAAGUUGCACAGCAUGGCACCCAGGAAACCCAUCUGCAUCACCUUUCUCCUCGUAGGAACCCCGAUGGGAGAAAGUCCCCGCCCACCCCAGCAGCUUGGAACGACCCAGAUAACAGGCGAGCGUCAUUCUCAUCACAAGCAUCAAGCUACAACACCGCCGACGAAGAAGUUCUCGACGUUCCAGGACGCUCGAAACGAGCCUCUGCCCCAGCCCCCAAGUCCAAAGAAGCAGCAACAGAACCAGAACUAAAGCCGAAUCCAAAGCCAAAGCCAAAGCCUAUUACGCCCGCUGCAGAUGUCGUUUCAGUUCCACAGAAGGGAAAUCCUAAGAGUCCCUCCACCAAUUCCCGAAUCAAACCACCUCUAGCCUCCGGGCCUCUAAAUCCUAUACAAAAGAUGAAACUGCCCCGCUCCGACGAAGUCCUCACUAAGCUGUUCGUCAUCUGCUGUCAAUGCAAAUACUGGCAUGACAUGCCGUCAGACGUUUACGCCAGACUCACCUCUCCUGAGCGCGCGCCCUCAGGAUCCCUGCUGUCUAGGACCUUUUCGCGCGGGAAAUCGCUGAGAAACUCGAUCUUCUCUUCUGAUUCUGAUGAUCCGCGGCGCAUGCCUGUGCCGAGGCGGGGGCCUCAGCAGCAGCAGCAGCAGCAGGAUCGAGGUCCGUCUGGUAGUGGUAAUGGGGCUGGGAAUCAAGCCUUGGCUGCACGAUCAUCAGCGCCGCCGUCGUCUCAGCAGAUACCUGCUCGCCGUCAUCAAUGCUGCUGGUGUACGCAUAAUAUGAGUAAGUCGUGCUGUCAAGGUUGGACUGCUCUUGUUCAUAUGCGCGAGCGGUAUCAUUGA